Messenger RNA from Pseudophryne corroboree (corroboree frog), 1775 nucleotides. Its product is annotated as cyclin-dependent kinase inhibitor 1B-like. Gene Ontology annotation, molecular function: cyclin-dependent protein serine/threonine kinase inhibitor activity. NCBI's taxonomy places the organism in Eukaryota, Metazoa, Chordata, Amphibia, Anura, Myobatrachidae. The record is from RefSeq and is a predicted model, not a curated record. The transcript is spliced from 3 exons. Bases 154 to 822 code for a protein of 222 amino acids. Gene Ontology annotation, biological process: negative regulation of mitotic cell cycle; negative regulation of cyclin-dependent protein serine/threonine kinase activity. Gene Ontology annotation, cellular component: nucleus.
AUUUUUUUUUUAUUUUUUUUACCUCCUCCAUCUCCACUCCUGCUCCCAUUUCUAUAUAAGCUUCCCAAAUCCUGCCCAGACUUAUCCAGAGAGAGGAACCAGCCCUCCUUCCAGCUUGGUGCCACUGCCCUGGUAAACACUCACCACAGCCAAAUGGAUACUUCCAACAGUGCGCUGCCAGAGGACAUCAUGCCAGCGCUGCCCAGGGGGAGCCUGAGUGCCAGUGCCAGGGGGGUCUGCAGGAGUUUAUUCGGCCCCAUCGACCAUGACGAGCUGCGAUCCGAGCUCAAGAGGCAGCUCAAAGAGAUCCAAGCCUCGGACUGCCAGCGCUGGAACUUUGAUUUUGAGGCUGGCACCCCUCUGAGGGGGACCUUCUGCUGGGAGCCCUUGGAGAGCAAGGAGACGCCAAACUUCUACAGGGAGAGCAGACUGUGCCCUGGCACUGCCGCUCCGGUGCCCAGACUGCAGCAGCAGCAGACCCCAGGAGGCACUGUGCCCCCUGUGCCUGCAGACAGCAGGGAGGAGGCACCGGCAGAGGCUGUGCGUAAAAGCCAGAGCCCGGAAUGCGCAAAGGAGAACGCGGCGAAGGCUGGAAAGAGGUGUCAGGGAGUUAAAGGUCCAGCAACGAAGUCUCCAUCCUCUUCUUCAUCUUCCUCCUCCUCCUCACACUCCUCUCUCCUGCUGAGGAAGCGAGAGAUCAGCACUUCCAUCACAGAUUACUUCCCCAAAAGAAAAAGGAUACAGGUUGCCAAAAUCGACACCUUAAAAGUCUCCCACCCUUUUUGCACUUUGGAGCAGACCCCAAGGAAGAAAAUCCGAUGAAAUAAUGGUCUGCUCAAUAAAAGCCCUGAACGCAAACAUCCCCUGUACUAACUAUAUCUAGGAUUGAAGGGAGAGUGAGACAGAGAUACAUUUCCUGGGCUGCAGUUCUUUUUCUAGCAAAAAAAAAAAAAGAACUCUAUACUGAGAUUCCGCUGCGUCUGUCUGUUAUGGAGAAGGUGGUGUAACCGGGGAUGUGGUUCUGCGUGGUUCAGGACUUCCUAGAAUUGCACGCACUCUGAUCUUACCUGCACACUUGGAUGUCCAUGUCUGUUGCGGCUCUUUCUUUUUGUUCAAAAGACACCAGUUUAUUGUUGCUGUGGGAGAACGCAGGACUGGUGGGGUGGUCCACAGCUGUCGCUGUUGGUGCUGUGAAUGUAUCUACCAACUUGCUGAAUCUAUAGCUGGGGAGGAUGCAGUCUACAGUCCAGGUUGUGCUAAACUACAACUCCCUGAAAACUACUAAAGGAUGAUGGGAGUUGUAGUCCAGCAACACAGGGACGGCUGAGAGAUACUAACACCUGGUGUAGCUUAUGCAAAGCCCAAUAGGCAUGUACAGCGUUAUAUGUAGCAUUUGUUUGUAUAAUCAUGUUGUUGUUGUUGUUGUUUUUUUUGUUGUUUUUUUCUUUGCACUGUUUUAUAUAUAUUUUGAUAUAUAUAUAACCACAAUUAUGUACAGCAACUAUGUAACAUAAGAAAGCAUAAAAAUAAGUUAUAUAUUUAUAUAACAUGUUGGAAGUACUCCAACGUUAAGCCAUAAUACUGGCUACAAAACAGUUUAUAAAGGUUAUACGUAUGUCUCCUUAUGGAGAGAUAAAAGUAUGUGUCUUAGUAACUAUGCAUGUACAGUUUUCUAUGUUUUAUUGUAACAGUGUUUUGUUGUUUUUUUUGCAAAAUAAUGUACAGAAUAUUGCUAUAUCAGCAAAAGAAAGUAAAAUAUGACUUUUAUACCUACA